Messenger RNA from Spodoptera littoralis (African cotton leafworm), 855 nucleotides. Lineage: Eukaryota; Metazoa; Arthropoda; Insecta; Lepidoptera; Noctuidae. The record is from the annotation of a GenBank genome assembly.
AUGUUCGCAAGCAAGUCGAUUGUGUGCGCUGCGCUUGCACUCCUUGCGGUCACAACCGCCGCGCCGGGAGGAAACGACAUACAAAAAAUCACAAAAGCACCCAAUGUGCCCACAAAGUCGGAAGCGGUACCAAAAGCGAGUGCUCCCGGGCCACAGCCAGUAAAUGAGAGGUUCCCUCAUGCAGUGCUGUUCGGAGGCACCUGCGGUGGUACCAUCAUCAGCCCAACAUGGAUCCUCACUGCUGGUCAUUGUACUUUGUUCACUGGUGGACGCUACAUCCUGGCUGGUACGAACAACACGGAGAAUGACAGUGGUGUCAGUCGUCGUGUGAAGAGACAGGUCAUCCACCCACUGUUCACUGUGGGACCAUACUGGCUCGAUGCUGAUGACUUCAACCUCAAACAGGUGGCUGCCCGGUGGGACUUCUUGCUGGCCGAGUUGAACGAGCCCCUGCCCCUGGACGGAAAGACAAUGGCCGCAGCUCCUUUGAACGACCAGUCCAACUUACCUGUUGGACUCAACGUGGGAUACGCCGGCUACGGUACCGACCACUUCGGUGGUACCAUGCGCAGUGACAUGCACGGAAUGGAGUUGGCCGUACAAAGUGACGACGUGUGCUCCACUCUGGAACAGUACAACAGCAAGGACAUGCUGUGUGUCAAGGGACGCCCACCGCGGUACGACUCCGCUUGCAACGGUGAUAGCGGCAGCGGCUUGGUUGAUGAAACUGGCAAACUCAUCGGUGUCGCCUCUUGGGUGGAGAAUGAUGCCCACGAAUGCAAAAAUGGAGCCCUAGUCGUGUUCUCCAGGGUGUCCAGCGUACGUGAAUGGAUCAGACAAGUUACAAACGUCUAA